GAUAAUCCACUCAGAAAUAUUGGCGCCUCCCAAGCGGACGACCAGACCGCGCAGUGCAGGUCACCGAACUCUCCAUCACCGACCUCAUUCCAGCAGCAGCAGCAUUGGAAUAAUGGUACCAAGAGUGGUGUGGACGACGACGAUAGCGACUGGGAUAAUAAAUGUUUCGAUUUAAUUCCACUGCUGAAUUAUGGCAUUUGCACACCGGACACGUGCACUGCCUAUGAUACGAAGAAAAUUAUCGAUAUGAUAUAUAAAUCAGCCGAAGCGCUGAUGGAGCGACGUGUGGUAUGUAAUGUGGACAUUGUGUGUCGAAACACGUUGCCCGAAUCACAGAUGUCACACGAUACCUCUUCAAUGACUGUACUGUGA
Molecule: messenger RNA, 372 nt
Organism: Anisakis simplex (herring worm)
Lineage: Eukaryota; Metazoa; Nematoda; Chromadorea; Rhabditida; Anisakidae
Source: the annotation of a GenBank genome assembly